Molecule: messenger RNA, 3278 nt
Organism: Astyanax mexicanus (Mexican tetra)
Lineage: Eukaryota; Metazoa; Chordata; Actinopteri; Characiformes; Acestrorhamphidae
Exons: 1
Coding region: 96-2699 (867 amino acids)
Biological process (GO): protein polyubiquitination; negative regulation of translation; proteasome-mediated ubiquitin-dependent protein catabolic process
Molecular function (GO): translation repressor activity; protein binding; ubiquitin protein ligase activity
Source: RefSeq, a predicted model, not a curated record
CCCUAGCAACAAGAGACCUCCUCAUAAGGAUCAGUCACAGUCAUUAUCACCAGACCUCUUGUGCUAUCUGUCUUUCUUCUUAAUCCAGAGCGAAGAUGUUUCCUGGGUCUCCAGUUGGCAGCAAGGCUUCCUUUGGUACUGCUGCACUGCCUCUGGUACAAUCAGAUACGGAAAGCACAGAGGAACAAAAACAGUCGCUUUCAUUGCCCUGUUGGGCCACACAGGCACUCUGUGACCUGGCACACAGCGAAACAGAGCUCAAACGCCUGCAGGAGCGACAGGCGGUUGAGGCUGAGCUGGUGGUUCGUGGUGUACAUCGCGCUUUGCUGGGAGUACAAAGAGAGGAACGCCGCCUGCUGGAGAGAGUAGAGCAGGAUCACCGGGACCUGCAGCGCAAACUUGAGCAGGUGCAGAGAGAAAACGCAGCAGCCAUCCGAGUCGGAAAAACGCUGGUAGAUCAGCGAAUGCAGAAAAUCUUGCAGUUGCGAGAACAAAUAAAUAAAGGUUGUGUCAAGGGUGGAAAUGAAGUGGAGCAGAAGCAAGAUACGCUUCUCAAGGGUGUAGCGGAGUUGCUUCAACCAUGGGAAAUUGCACUUUCUCUCAAACGGGUUUCUUUCAAACCCAGUGCUCAACCUAAAGCUGUGAACUUUGGGGCGGUCAAAGUGCAGGAUCACAAUGUUCACUACCAUGUUGGCGGAUGUGGCCCACAGGGACAGCUCUGUUCCCUCCACGCCUCCGGGGGGCAAUGUGACAACCAUGCCGAGCCAGGAAGAGAUGGGAGGAGCACCCCUGAUGGAGCAGGACCUGGGCAAGGCCAGGUGCUUGGCUUGCCAAACAGUUCAAGAAGCCAGAGGAUUGUCAGAAAGAUCAAACUGUCAUCCCGAAGUGAUGAUGAUUCUGGAGAGGAGGUUUUAUCCAAGUCACCGUCGCCACUAAUGCAACGCUGGCCCCCAAAGCAAGUCCUGAGUGAGCGUGAUUCAUCACAGGAUGAAGAAUGUGAAUCACCCACAUCUGAAUCUAAAGCAGAUGAGCUUUUCUUGGCUGUUCCUGCAUUGCUUAGCAACGGGGAAUCAGAAGGCGAAGAUUUUGCGUAUCGACGAAAUGGCCCAACUCCGCCGCUUGCUUUGCAUAGAGCACGGAAGCAGCGGGAGCUAUCGCCAUCCCCAGAACGAGGCUAUCACGAACACAUGAGCUUCGACUAUGAAGAUCUAAAGACAGAUAGGGGUCGGUCCCCACAGAACUCCUUCAGAGGGACAUCCCGAUUUAGCUUUGGCACACUGCCUUCCUCCCGCAAUACUAGCCACAGUUGUCAGGAUCUUCUUUCACGUGAUCGCUCGCUUUCUCGAUUGAGUACAUCUUCAGAUGACCAUGCAUACACUCGUGCUCCAUCUCCUGCUGAAAGUGUUGACUCAGGAUACACGUUCAUAGUCAGCUCACCUAAAAAAUUCCUUUCGCCUAAACCUCGACUCUCCAAAUCCAGCGCAGACCUUGCUAAUCUCAGUCGACGGCUUAUCAACGUGAGGGAGCAGUGGAGAGCUACUAAAAAUCGUCAGUCUUCAGUUCUAAGUUCGUCCACUUCGCAUCAUCCAGUGGUUACGCAGACUAAGUCCUCUCCCGGUAGUGGAAAUCACUCUCCAAAACAACAUACCAGACGUUCUUUGGGAGUCUCUCGCUCACUGUCCAUGUCAGUCAUAGAUGGAUCAUUCCAAGACUCCAAGGAUAGUAGGUUGAAGCCCCAGGAUUCAGGAGGAGUCAGACUUUGGAGAGAUAGAAGUGAUCCAAUCUUACAGGAGCUGGAUGAGGAUGUAGAGCCAUUGGCGCCAGAGGAAGUAAGACUUGUGCAACAGUUUGGCAAGCAAGGAUCGGGACGUGCUGAUUUCACACUGCCGAGUGGUGUGCAUGUUACACCUCAGGGUCAGCUUUUCCUGGUGGACUGUGGGAAUGCCCGUGUUCAGGUGACUGAUCAUAAUGGUAAUGUUCUUCAACAAGUGACCUCCCCGAGUAAAGACACCGGGGACUCGUCCAAACGCUGCCGCAAUUUCUUUGAUGUGGCUGUAAACGCUAAAGGCCUCAUCGCCCUGAGCUGUGCUGCUGAACGAGCCCUCCUCAUCUUGAGUCGUCACGGACGCCUCCUUCAGACCUUCGGAGGGGCGCCGUACAUCGGAGGAGUGCCACGAGAUGAGCUGGAAGCACCCAGAGGAGUGACAGUGACCCAAAAAGAUGAGUUCUUAGUUGCUGACAUUCGUAAGGGCACUCUAACUGCUAUGAAGCUUGAGCCCAAAACUGGUUCAAGGCUAGAGCGCACAGUAGUAACUGGAUUCCACAGACCUUACUUAGUAUCUUCCUGUCUACAGUCUGGUCUUGUGGCGGUGUCUGAACGAGGAAGCGACACGGGUCGAGAGCCCUGUGUGAAGGUUCUGGGACCGGACUGGAACACUCUGCGGAUCCUGGGAGUCUGUUCAGGCAUGGGGCCUGUACUUUCUAGCCCCUGGGGUUUGUGUAUUGACAAGGAUGGAGCCGUGCUGGUGGCCGAUUGGGCUGAGCAGCACCGCGUGGUGCUGUAUUUGCCUGAAGGGACAGGCAGUGUGAUAAUUACUGAGGGACUAAGCAGCCCUCGGGGGCUUGCUCUGCUACCCAAUGGAUUAUUAGUGGUGUCAGACAGCAUGCACCAUUGCAUUAAGAUUUACAAGUAUAAAUAAUGUGAUUUAGCUAAUAAAUAAAAAAAAUAGUUAAAAAACAAAAACGUUCUGUAUAUUUCAGUAGGUGUCAAGAUAUGCUUAUAUCUUAAUGUUUCAGUUUUCUGUGGGCAAACUCAAUACUAUCAUUAUCAAUAUCAUUAUACAGUAUUUGCUGAUUUAUUAUCAUGCAGUUGUUUGAGAAAAUAAAAAAGUUUUUAAAAUAAUACUUGCAUUCAAUACAUUUGUAUGCAGUUUUGCAUAAUUUUCAAAACCUCCAAAACAGCAACUUUACAGGAGAGAGAAAAAACCUUGUAAACUUUCAAUAGAAGUCAAUGUAAAAAGAGUUUAUUUCAGGUCAUUUUGAGAAGUUUCUAUUGGUCCGUUCAUCAAGUAAUUUUGGCACAGUGUAAGGGACAGUUUGUCUGUUCAAAUUAUGUAAUAAACUAAAAAUCGACAAAAAUGGAGAUAAUUGUUUUUCAUAGGACAGCAACGAUAUAUAUUAUCUUUUUAAAUAAUGUUUCUGUGCAUUUUUGGCCCUCAACCUUUUUUUAAAAUAAGACAAUAUUUUUAAUUCCUUCAUUCUCGACUAUUUAUCAUGUU